AUGCGUACGCUGGGGUCAGUGGAACCAGGGGGAGGAUGCACGAACGCCAAGGAAUUCUGCAACAUGUUCAACAGGAAAUCCGGUGGAUCAUCUUGCCCAACGUCGGAUCGGCAAUGCGGAUCGUGCUUGGACGGGUACACAUCGGAGGAGUGGUCUGGAGGGAGGGAGGUGGACGUGUGUCGGCCGACCGGAUCGUCCGAGUCCGACCGGGAUCCCGACCGUCCCAACGACCUUGCCUCGGGAGAGACAUCGCAAAGUCAAGGAGAAGGGAAGAUCGAGAGCAUCGUCGUCCCGAUCGUCGUCGUCGUCUGCUGCGUUCUCAUCUCCGUCGGAGUCUGGCUAGGGUACAAGAAAAGGAGAAAGAAGCCAGAGGGGACAGACGCGGAAAGACAAGGAGAAUCGGAGGGAGACGCGAACAUCCUCGAUUCUCGGUCGUCCACCUCUUCGUUCCGAUUCGAUGAAACGCCCCUGCUUGCCCCCGCCCACAAUAGACCACAACAGCUCGAUGAAGGAAUGGAGGCUCUUGAGAACCGAGAAGGAAGUGAAAUUGCUCGGGAGAAGAAGCCGUCCGCAAUUCAUGUAUUCAUUUCCCAAGAGGCCGAGAGACUUCUCAAGGCACAACCAGAGGAUUGGGAAGAGUACCAAAACAAUCCUCGUUCGGCAUACAAUAACGUGUUACGGGUCGGAUACGAAAACGAAUCGAUUACACCUCUAGCCCUCUCUACUGACUUGUCAUCCAUGGCUACGACGAGGCUUGCCAGUCCGACACCCUUUCCUCCAUCCUCCAACCGGUCAUCCUCUCUUUCACCCUCCAACCGGUCAUCCUCUCCUUCACCCUCCAUCCUCUCAUCGCCAGCUCCUUCUCCCUCGACUCCGACGUCCUCUCCUCCACCACCAGGAUCAGCCGGAAGGGAACGGGAAUCUGGGAGGCAGUGGAGAUCGACCACGUCCGAGAGGCACUUUCAAGAGACGCGAACCUGGUUCUUCUUCGGAGGUCAAUACAUCAGGUCUCAUUUUUCUCAAUUUCGUCACCAAGAGACCGGCCAGCACUCAUGA
Messenger RNA from Darwinula stevensoni, 1056 nucleotides. NCBI's taxonomy places the organism in Eukaryota, Metazoa, Arthropoda, Ostracoda, Podocopida, Darwinulidae. The record is from the annotation of a GenBank genome assembly.